AUGAAGUCCUCCAAGAGGUUGGACAGCAUCAACGCCAUCGCUUUACCCAUAAUUCCGCUGGACGAGAGCCAGGUGGUCUCCGCCAGCGCCCGGAAAGACCUGGAGAAUGCCGUGAGGAAGCAGUUGCAGGACCACCCGCCCACGUGCAUCAUCGGCUCCCUCAGCCAGGUGAGCCAGAGGGUCACGGAAGCAGACACCAACUACCACCGGAUGGACCACACCUUGGCAAUUGAGGAUUAUGAGUUGGAGAAGAAGUCUAUAAAAGAGAGAACUCACAGCAGCCCCGGAGACAGAGCCAAGAGACCGAAGGAAGAGCCAACAAUACCCUGCAAAGGCUCAGAGGCCCGCAACCCCAGGGUGAACCUGACCAAAAGACAAACAGCAGAUAAGAAUCUGCUGGCAGAGCGACAUGAACACCCCCCGUUUGAUGAGACUAAGCCCAACAAACUUCCCAACGGCGUGGCCUUCUGCGACAUGGUGGGCAAUGUGAUCCGGUCUGAGAAAAACACUCUAAGUGGCAAGUGUUUCUGUUCAGACAGAGAAUUAGAGAAGUUUCUGUCUGCUCCUUCUCCCAGUGCCAUAUGGCUGGACAGCUUUUGGUGGAUAUUUCAUGAAAGGUACCAGCCAAACAAGGAGAUCCAGAGCAAACUGUUCGACCGAGUAGCCCGAAAUUAUGCCUCACUGUUGAUGAAAACAGUCCGGUCCCACUAUGAAGAGGCGCUCAUAAAAAGGCUCCCUUCUCUUCUGAGCAAAGCCCUGUACACCAGCUUCUGCUGCUGCUUCCCCCAGUCCUGGUUCAACACCCACGAGUUCAAGUCGGAAAUCUGCAACACCAUGAACCUGUGGAUUUCAGGGACGUAUCCUUGCCCACAGAGCUAUAACAACUGGGACUACUCAGAACUGGAUCCAGAGAGGUUCCGGAGAGAAGAAUUACUACAUCGCAGCAGUCGACUUAUAAAGGGUUAUCGCUCAGACUUUCAAACUGGCCACCCAAAUGAAUACAACAUUCAGCGCUUAUGCAGGAAGCUGAGACCCACCCCAAACUCUUUCUUUCCCCUGGGAAAAUACUCACGAUCACCUUUUGGUUGUAUCACCUUGACAGAACACUUCAUGGCAUCCCCAACCUCCAGAAAAGCCACACAGCAAGUCAAGAGGAUCUCCGAAACCAGAGCGUGCCUGAGUUUGUAUCUGAAAGCGUCCCACCCUGCCUGCAAAAACCCCAAGCUGAUUUCAAACCAGUUCAACCUGUAUGGGGAGAGUCCGCUAAUCGUGUACUUCUUCCUCAACUACGCCGAGCUGAGGAAGCGUGGCCAAGACGUGCUGGUCAGCAGGAGAGAAAAGACCGAAAUGAUCCCUGAGUCCGCCCCGACCUAUGCUGACAUCAUCCACCAGGUUAUGGAGAACAUGGAGAGGCGGAAGAGAAAGCUCAGGGAGCUGGACCGCCUGCACUGGAAUGAAUGGGUCUAUUUUAAAAACUACCUAAAGGAGCUGAAGGAAAACUGUGCGAGGGAGGUGGCUCUUAUCAAUAAAAAAGCAGCAGAAAAGAAAAAGGCCAACCUCACAGUCCUCUUAUCCUUGGAUGACUCAUCUGACAAGAAACCCAAAGGAAACACCCACAUCGAAACUACACUUUUAAGGAAGGAAAGGAAUAUAGAAGAGAAACAGAAGCUUCGUCUCCAAUCCAUUUCCUCAACUCAAAGCCCCCCGUCUAACUAUUCUCUGGACCUGAAAAGCCCCUAUGGGAUCCAGUAUGUUUCUAGUGCCAGCGAGCCCGGCACCAGUAGGUCCAGAUCCUCACAGGACGAGGUGCUCUUCAGGCUCUCACCAUCCUCCAUGGAAUGA
Messenger RNA from Psammomys obesus (fat sand rat), 1842 nucleotides. It is a transcript of the gene Fam227a, whose product is annotated as family with sequence similarity 227 member A. Lineage: Eukaryota; Metazoa; Chordata; Mammalia; Rodentia; Muridae. The transcript is spliced from 16 exons. The coding region runs from base 1 to 1842 and encodes 613 amino acids. The record is from RefSeq and is a predicted model, not a curated record.